AUGCUGCGGUAUUUCCAUGGAUUUCAGUUCCGCGAAAGCUAUGACUGGCUUUUCAAGGAUCUCGACGUGGAUAAAGCUGUCAAAGCUGGUAUCACUCAACCUGGACGGUAUCUUAUUUUGGAAUUUGACUUCUCUGGCCCUACCUAUUCUCACAAACAUGAAGAAUGUGCAGAGUUCCUUGCUUGGGAAAUAAACCUAGGGCUGUCGAAUUUCAAGUACGAUUACGCCGAAUAUCUAGGCGACUCGUUUGCGUCAGCAACCUCCACUUUUAGCGAGAAAGAUCCAGCUGGAAAUCUCAGACAUCUCAUUAAUGCUGUUGAUCUAGCGCUUCAAGACAUUCAUGACAGAGGUGAGAAGGAUCAUCCCCUCUGGGAUGUACGAGGAAUCUAUUUACUAGCAGACGAAUACGAUGCUUGCGCCAACGAUUAUAUAGACCCACAUGAACCAUUGUCUUGGUCCGAUGUUGAGCCCGUUCGUACUCUGAAGGCAUUUUGGACCAACGUCAAAGUGGGCGAGAAGUCGUUUUAUGGUAUCAGAAAUGUGUACAUCACUGGAGUCACACCUCUCCUUCUAAGCGGCCUCACGAGUGGUGCCAACCACCAAGAAAACAUCUCUUUCAACGCAGAGAUUUCAGCCCUUUGUGGAUUAACUCGAUCCGACGUGCUAGAAGCACUGAGACUCAUCGACAAGAAUGAAGAAGAGGUGCAAAAGCACAUUAGGACAUUAGAAAAGUAUGCUAAUGGCUAUCACUUCUGCCAACGACGGAGUGUGGAGCUGGUGUUUAACACCCAGACUGCUCUUUUAUAUCUUCAGGCUUUUAAAGAUGGAAAAGAACCCGAAAUCAUGGAUCCUGUGAACUCAGAGGUUCCUGAGCCUUAUUUAUGGAUCUGUGCAAGGGCCCCUGCUGCCGUGAAUGAUAUGCAGUGUGCACUUCAAAGGGACGAACAUGGCUCUUACCAAAAGAUUCCAUAUAAGGAAGUGCUCGAUGGCUUUACACCGCACCAACUGAAUACCCAAGCGACCGGAGAAGGCGACAUAUCUGUAUGGCGAUCCUUAAUGGUCUACAUGGGUGGCUUGACUUUUGAUUCGAAUGAUCCAUCCAGCUUCUUCAAGAUACCUAAUCUUAUCGCUGCUAAGAGAUUUAGAUCUGCGAUCCUUAAGCGGCUUAGCUUAUACGAUACCAUUGGUGAUGCUGUGCAUACUCUUGCCCGAACCGGGAACCCAAUGAGCGCUCUUGCUGGGUAUUGUCAACUGAUGCGACAUCAUGAUAAAAUCGAAGACGCAUUUUUGAAGACAGAGGAACACCAUCGAGGAAUUUUCCAGACCAUGAUUCUGAAAAACCGUUCCAUUGACGCUAUGGGUGAAUACCAAGUAAAGAAGGUAACCACUAGCGCUGGGUUUGUCGACCUACUUAUUACAAACAACCAAAACCUCUACACUCUUAUCGAGUUCAAAAACAUCCAAAUCCCCUGUCUAAAACUUGAUGGGGAACAAAAUAUCGAUAAAGCGGAACAGCUUGAGGCCAUGAAUCUAACCAAGAUCCUUGGACUAAAAUUCAAGGACGAUAAAUACCGGACAGGUACCAUCCGCAACUGGAUUGAUGGAAGAGGGUCGAAACCUGGAAGUGUCUGCAAGCAACUUCAGUCUUAUAUUGCGGGGCCUACCGUGCAAAAGGAGAUUGUCGACAAAAACUUCCGUGCCUUUGUAGUGGUGAUUGUUGGAUCACGGCAGAUACUUGUUCGUGAGAUGGAUAGGAAUGGCAACUGGGUGGGCAAUUUUCAGCUUGCAAAAUGA
Molecule: messenger RNA, 1794 nt
Organism: Rhinocladiella mackenziei CBS 650.93
Lineage: Eukaryota; Fungi; Ascomycota; Eurotiomycetes; Chaetothyriales; Herpotrichiellaceae
Exons: 6
Coding region: 1-1794 (597 amino acids)
Source: RefSeq, a predicted model, not a curated record